Melospiza melodia melodia is the source of this 9002-nucleotide messenger RNA. It is a transcript of the gene GPC5, whose product is annotated as glypican 5. Lineage: Eukaryota; Metazoa; Chordata; Aves; Passeriformes; Passerellidae. Gene Ontology annotation, cellular component: cell surface; extracellular region; plasma membrane. The transcript is spliced from 8 exons. The coding region runs from base 23 to 1747 and encodes 574 amino acids. The record is from RefSeq and is a predicted model, not a curated record. Gene Ontology annotation, biological process: cell migration; regulation of protein localization to membrane; positive regulation of canonical Wnt signaling pathway.
CAGCUGGCGGCGGUCGCGGGCCAUGGGGGCCGAGAGCCUCUGCCUUGGCGUCCUGACCGUCGCCGUCCUGCUCCUGGCCGCCGCCUCGCAGGGUGCGGAGCCGCCGCCGAGCUGCGAGGCGGUCCGGAAAGUUUUCCAGCUGCGGCGGCUCGGCCCGCUCGGCGGCGUCCCGGAGUUCCCGCGGGCAGGUGUUGAUCUCCAGGUUUGUACUUCUGAAAAUUCAACAUGCUGUACAAAAAAGAUGGAAGAAAGGUAUCAGAUUGCAGCAAAGCAAGAUAUACAGCAAGUGCUUCAAACAUCAAGUGCUGCAUUAAAAUUUUUAAUAUCUCGUAAUGCAGCUGCUUUUCAAGAAACCUUUGAAAUGCUCAUCAGACUGGCUGAGAAUUACACAAGCACACUUUUCUGCAAUGCAUAUAGAAACAUGGCUGCUGAGGCUGCUGUGCACGUGCAGGAGUUUUUCACAGAUGUUGGGCUCUUCCUAUUUGGCACAGACGCCAGCACAGAGGAGUUUGUGAAUAGAUUUUUUGACACCCUGUUUCCAGUAGUGUACAACCACGUGAUUAACCCUGGUCCGACUGACAUUUCCCUGGAGUACGCGGAGUGCCUCCGAGCGGCGAGAAGAGACAUCAGGCCCUUCGGCAGCAUUCCCAGAAAGGCCAUAGGGCAGAUGGGACGAUCCCUCUUACCCAGCCGGAGCUUCUUGCAGGCUCUGAACCUGGGGGUUGAAGUGAUCAACACGACAGACCACCUGCCCUUCUCCAGAGAGUGCAGCAGGGCUUUGCUGAGGAUGCAGUACUGCCCCCACUGCCAGGGGCUGACGCUGAGCAAGCCCUGCCUGGGCUACUGCCUCAACAUCCUCCGGGGCUGCCUGGCCCACCUAGCAGAAGUUGAUCUCCACUGGCAGGGCUACAUCCAGGCCCUGGAGCAGCUCUCAGGAGCCCUGAGUGGAGCACACAGCAUCGAGCACGUGCUGCUGAACUUCCAUUCCCUCGUUCACGACGCUCUGGUACAGGCUCGGAUCAACGGGCCAGAGGUAUCUGAGCAGGUGAAUAAGAUAUGUGGCCCUCCUGUAAGGAAGCCUAAACAGUCUCCAGGUUGCUCCUUUGAUCAGAACACAGAUAAUCAAGUGUUGAAGAUGUUCUCCAGAGACAGUGAACAAACACUCACCAACAGAAGAAAGGAGUUCCUCAGGCUCCUGCGGCCGUACCGAGCCUUUUACGGCGGCCUGGCGGAUCAGCUGUGCGCCAACGAGCUGGCAGCCGCCGACGGGCUCCCUUGCUGGAAUGGAGAAGAUCUCGUAGGAAGCUAUACACACCGUGUGGUUGGCAGUGGAAUCAAAGCUCAGUCUGCAAAUCCAGAAGUGAAAGUGAAGGGAACAGAUCCUGUAAUAAGUCAAAUUAUUGACAAGCUGAAACAUGUUAUUCAGCUGUUGCAGGGCAAAUCAUUUCCAAAAUAUGACAAAUGGGAUCUCCAACAAACAGGCAGUGGUGGAGGUGUAGAUGAACAAAUCAGUGGGGAUUGUGAUGAUGAAGAUGGUUGUGGAGGAUCUGGAAGUGGAGAAUUCAAAAGAGUCCUGAAAAUAACAGACCGGAUGCCAGACAAGACGAACCUCAGUGACGUAAAGCAAAUCCAUCAAACCAACGAUGGCAGCACUUUAGACACAACUGGAGCAGGAUGUACAGCAAUGGCCGAUUAUGUGACAUUUAUGCUGAUUAGUUUGGUAAUACUGCUUCUGACUCUUUGGUAACUGCUUAUUUCUGGCUUGAUAUAAGUAUCUCAUUGUCAUCUAUUUAUCCCUACUCACAAGCCUGGAAUAAGGGAUCUGGUGAAUAUAGCAAAAUUUAUGAUAUCUUGUAUAAGAUCAGCCAGUGAUCUUAGCCCUGAAUAUUAACAAAGAGUUUUGUGUAAUAUUUUAUCUGGUUUUUUUUUAAACACCCGUAUAGUCAUAAAAAGUCAUGUUUUCUUUUUUAAUAUUUUAUGUUGAAAAUAAGUUGUCUAUGAUAAUCUUUCUCUUAAAAACAAUUUGUAAAAGAAGAGUAUUACCAAGUUUGAAAUGGUCUCUGGAGAUCGUCUAGACCAACCCUGUGCUCAUAGUAGACUCACUUCUUGCAAGUUUCCAACGACCAAGUUCAGUUGACAUCGGAGUGUCUCCAAGGAGGGAGACUUUACUGAUUCCCUGGGCUAACUGUACCAGUGCUUCAACACUCUUAGCAGAUAUUUUUUAGCUGCUGUGUUUCAGUUUGUGCUUCUUGCCCAUUUUGCACACUAAGCCCUGUCAUGGCACCAAGGACAAGAGUUUGGCUCCGUCUUCUUUUCUCCCUUUAUCAGGUAUUUAUACAUUUUCAAAAGAUCCCUCUCUGCAUCUUCUCCAGGCCAAACAGACCCAGCUAUCUCAUCCACUCCUUGCACAAGUUUUGUUCCCAUACCUUAAAAAUCUUCAUGCUCUUUUGCAGGAAUCUAUCCACUGUGCCCAUGUCUCUCUUGUCAUUGUCCCUGAGAGAUCAGACCUGAACUUAAAACUGUGGAUGUGUCCCACUAGUGGAGAACAGAGGGGAAGGAUCGAUCACCUUCUUUGACCUGCUGAUAUUUUUCCUGAUUCAGCCCAGAAGGUAGUUGGCUCUCUUUGCUGCAAGGGCACAGUGUGAACUCUUUUUCAGCUUGGUAUCCCUUAGGACCAAAAGGUACCUUCUCUGCAAAACUGCUUUUCAACCAGCAGGCACCAACCUUUACAGGUGUAUGGGUUUAUUCCUCCCCAGGAGGAGGAUUUGUCAUUUCCCUUUCUUGAACUUUCUGAGAUUCCUAUCAAGCCAAUUCUUCCAUCUGUCCGGGUCCCUCUGAAUUCGGAAUUUUUUUCAUAGUUCAGAAAAAUCUAUAUGUUAGAUACUAUGUAUGUAUAUGAUAGCUGAUUUUACCUAGGGGUAACAGCAAGGUUUAAGAUUCAGUGCUAGGUUAAGGUAUCUUAACAUCUAUGUCAACAUACAGAUAUUUACAUAUGUGCUUUUCAAGCUGUAACUGUCGCCCUUGGAUUCAAUUGCUAAAAUACCAAUGAGUGUCUGUUGUGCUGCCCAAAAAACCCCAGCUGGUGUCCACUACUGUCCUGAAUGGCCUCAGGUCUUUCUCUGGGCAAGAGACCACAGCCCUUUGUCAACAUUGUCAGUGAAGCCCAGCGCAUUUUUCAGCUCAUACAAAGACAGACACUCAAAAAAGCAGCUCAGUUGCCCAAAAAUAAAUGACUUGUGCCACCUAAGAUUUCUUGGAGUAUCUGAGGACAUCCUCAGGGGACCGGCAUAUAUGAUGCAGGACUUCUGAGAUGUUCCAGAGGCUUCCUUAACUGGGAGCCAUGGGGAGUGGCAGCUGGCAGCUAGGUGAGACAUCCUUAACUCAGACAUUCACAUGUGGGCCCAAGAAUCAUACGCCAAACAUCCACAAUAUUACUGGAAGCUAAGAUUCCUGGUUGGAGUGGUGGCACAUGAAUGCAAACCUGAAUCACAACAAUCCCAGCUCAAGUUCUUAUGCUUCAUAAGAAGAGGCAAGCAAAAGUGUGCUGCAGCACUAAUGGUACAUUAUGUAUUAUUGUUAGAAAAUUUGAUUGUUCUGCCAUGACUAAUUCUUGUUUCAUUUUAACUAGGAAAUAUUUUAAAAUAUUUCAUAGUUAUUUCUCCUGUAGAGUAUUUUGCCAGAGGGAAAAAACCACCUGUUCAUAUUGUAUGUAUUCACAUGAUAACUAGAACUCUUUCUAGACAAAAAACAUUACUCUCAUAUGAGACUAAUAUAAAGAAACUUUUUAUUCCCAAAUGUAUAUGUUAGUCAUUAACACACACAGUAAAACAUACAGUAAAAAGAAGUAAACUGAUAUAAAAGGUAGAAAAGCAAAUGAACAUUUCUAUGAACAAUUCCAUUCCCAAAUAAAUAUCAUUAUUAGGCAUGUGUGCCAGUGUGUACAUUUUGUUGACCUCUUUUUUCCUUUGCAGAUUUUGCAAAUCAAUCUUUCAAAUUCACUUGUCUUGUUUACUUGAAAUUAUGACAUUGGUAAUUCAGGGAAAGAAAAUGAGAAUUCAUUCUUUUCCUUUGUAAUGUCAAUUCACACUAGUAAUCAAUCCAGUUCAGCAACUUUUUUUUGAACAGUGGCCAGUAUCAGUCACUUCAGUGAAAAUGGAAUAAGGCUUUGAAAAGGAGACACAGAAAUGCAGAAAAGAAAUCCACAAUUACUCAUUACUCAGAAUUUUAUUUAUGUCCUGAAGCACUUUGUUUCCAUUCGUAAGUUUUGUGUGUUGUUCAAGACCUUACAAAGACAGAUGGUCCAGGAAUAGUAGUUUUUUCUAUAGAAUCUAGGAAGCACAAGCCUCAUUUUCAAAUACUGAUAGUCAUAAUUCCUAAGACCUCCUCAGGUAUAUGUGAAUUACUAGUCUGUAAUACACCUUUCUUUUGGUUUUCUUGGCCUAUUCCCAUUACCUUCAACCCUGUACCUACACAGAAUAAUUCAAAGAUUCCUUUUGGAGUGGAAAAUUAGGUUUCUCCUUCCCAGACACAAAUGAACAAACUAGUAGCAAUAUGAAUAAUAGUGUGAGGUCUGGAGAUUUCUCACUCACUACUCUGCCACGAGACCUCAUUCACCCUCCUGUUCCAUCCACCUCUAGGCAUCACUGCACACUCCACAUCAUUGCUCAGUCAUACAUCUGCCAGGCUGCAUCAAGAUUUUUUCAUUAAAUCUACCAUGCUACGAAGAAAUAUUCUAGUUUCUUAAAGAACUAUUGUAUAAUCACCAAAACAAGUCAGAGCAAGGAGAAGGGAGCCAAGGGUCUUUGACAAUCUGUCCCAAGGCCACCUUGCAAUGGAGGUACCAUUGCAUGAAAAUGUGGAAACCUGCAGAAUUUUGUAAAACUCCACAUUUGGAAGGCAAGGGGCAAAAAACAAGACCAAAAAGGUCUGAUGUUGCUGUGCUAUGUUAAAACAAUGGAAGGGGGAAUAGCACUGUACAGAAACAUGAAGAAUGCUUUACAGAAGUCAAGAUGAGAAAUAGUAAAAAUAAUGUUAAGCUGGACAUUGUGAUAAUAGAGUAUAAAACCACUUCCAUCCACAUAAAAUGAUGGACUGAUCACAGUAUGUAUGUGAGUCAAUCUGGGUCAAUUGCCUGGGCAUGCAGAAGCUUUUCCCAGCAUGAGGUCACACAGGCUGCACAGGGCCGCCUCUGAGCUCCUCAGACGACCUCAGAAAUGACAUGUAACUCUUGUUUUCUGUUUCCUUUCAUUUGUUUGUAUUGGGACAUUUUUAAUAGUCGGAAUUUUCUCUGUAUUUCCCAGAACAGAUGAGCUUUUGGCUUUAUUUUGCCUUCUUUUAAAUAAUCUUUUCAUGUAUUAUAACUGUUAUGGUCUAAAACCAGAAUACUUUACUCAAAGUGCUAUUUCUCUGACAGACACUCAGUCAAAGACUGAUCGUACUAAAAUUGCAAUAUUAGAGUUCUGUACCUGGCUGUGCGAUCUCAGCACCUCAGGACUGAUGUGCAGAGUGACCGAGACCUCCCUUGGGGGGCUCGGGAGUCCUGGAAUGUUGCCAGAAGUGUCUGGUGGCAGGACUUUGAUCCUACACGGGAGAUGACACCUGUAUGAGGAUGGGAGGAUUUCACUGGGGUAAAUGGUGAAGGGAUAAGUUGAUUAGAGUGUGAAACACAGGGCUUGGGAUUUCUGUACAGGGGGGUCUAAAGUAAGAUGGAGGAAUUGGGGCAUGUCCUGUCCUUCUUCUUCGCCUCCAACUUCUGUAGUGAUGUUGGCACUUUGGGAUUGGUUCUUACUAAAAGUGCGCUGGUCAAUAAGGGUAAAAGGUAUUGGGGAAAAAUGAUAAAUAUUGUAUAAGUAAUUUUGAGUAUAAAGAUAGGUGACCGCCCCGGGGGCUCUCAGUGUGCUCAUGGCUGGCUGCUGUGCAGACCUCUGUCGGGCCAAGAGAAAAUCUUUUAGAUAAAAAACUAAUAAACACUGGAGACCGAGAAAAACCCUGAAGCUUCUUCUGGUCCUUUGAAGCGCGGGCUGCCCAAGGCCAUCCCGAGCCUUUCCAGGUCUUUAAAACAGCCGAGAAACAGACACCUGGCAUGGUACAAUUUUUUUUUUUAAAUAGCAGCCAUAAAACAAGAGAGCCUCGUAAGAAAUUUCUUGGAGAACAGUCUGGUUACUUACAAUAAAAUUCCAGGAAAGGAAUAAUUCUAAAAAAAUACAACACCUCAGAAAUCCAUAAUAUUUUUAUUUGAUAAAAUUAAGGCAUUCCUCUUCUACCCUAAGAUUAAGAGAGGUCCUACAUGUAGCACACCCAUUUUUUAGGGAAGCCUGCUGCCUCCCCAGGUACAGCCCUCAGAUCAUUGUCUGGUACUGGAUUUCCAGGAAGCCCAAGGUCAAUCAAAAAGACUGAGGGGCCAUAUUGUGCUUGGAAAAGUGCAAGGGAGCUGGUGGCAGGUCUGGAGUGUCUGAGGGAGCUGGGGGUUUUUAGUCUUGAGGAAAGGAGGCUCAGAGGAGACCUUAACACACUACAAAUACCAGAGAAGAGGUUGUACAAAGGUGGGGGUCGGCCUCUCCUCCCAGGAAACCAGCAACAGAAUGAGGGGACACAGCCUCAAGCUGUGCCAAGAGAGGUUUAGAUUGUGUAUCAGGAGGAAUUUCUUCACAGAAAGGGUUGCUACGCAUUGGAAUGGACUGCCCACUGAGGUGGUGGAAUCACUAUCCCCAGAGAUAUUUAAAAGACAUGUAGAUGUGACACUUAGGGACAUGGUUUAGUGACAGACUUGGCAGUGCUGGGUUAACUCGAGGAUCUCAAGGUUUUCUUCCAGGCUAAAUGAUUCUAUAAUUCUUGUCUUUCCAUUUCUAUUUUCUGAAGAUGUACCUGUGUUUUUAAAUGUACUUGUAUCUCCUGGGGAAAAGGUACUGACUGGAUUACUUAUUCUCAUAACUAAUGUCCUAGCACUUUAAAUAAACAUUUCAAGGUGAAAACUUUCCUGUGUGUAGCUGGUGAAAGAGAAAAAGAAGCACCUGUUUCCUUAGAAAGCAAAUAUCAUGGUUCUUUUCAUAAAUAAUAAAAGAUGAUGCAUAAUUACAGCUAUGUCAAAAGUUAUCUUUUUAUUUCUUUCUGUAGAUAGAUAAGCAUAUAACUUCUUUACUACUCUGUACCUGUAUAUUUAUAUGUAUAUUAUUAAAAUAAUGAUAUUGUUGAGAUUAUAACAGGGUUUAUAUUAAGCUAUUGAAGAUUUCAGAUUAACCUUAUUAUUUCCAUAUCAUCUUCUCAGGAUAAUGAAUUAAAAUAUGUAUUUGAAGCCAUCUCUAUUUAUUUUCUUUUAUAUUCAGUUCUUCUCUGAAAUAAUUGUGUAAGCAUUAAUCUUAUUUAGAAAAUGGUGUGCUUUUCUAUGUGCUCUGGGUCACAACUGAUUAUAAUAGGAAUUAAAAUAAAAGUUAUUUUUAACUAUGUUACACUAAAAAAGCUAGUGACUCUAGAAAAAUCCAGAUUUUCUUCUUGAAAUUCUCAGCAAAAUUAAUUAAGUUUUAAGUCUUAAUUCUUUCUUCCUGGUCAUACAUGAACAAAUUUGGGGAGAAAAUAUUUGCAUUUCAGGCAGUUAAAAAACUUUGUCUUCAAUUUAUUUUACUACUUUUUAAUGUGAAACGCUGCAGACAGUAAGCAGGUAGCCCAUGAGGCUCUUUUCCAGUUCACAUUGAGGAGGAAGCUCAUGCUGAGCUUCUGUGGCUGGGAGGACUCGGUCGAUGCCAUCUCAUCACCCCUCACAGCGCGGAGGGCCGUGCUAGGAUCACCUGCUGUGCAUGCCUAAUUUAGGUGUCACAGCCAAGUCUCUCCAGGUUUGUCAGGCAGUCCAAGUCAAUUGUUUGGUCUCCUGAAUGUAAGUCACACGGAGGUCUUUCUCUGUAGCAUUUUCUGAUUUUCCUGCUCCUCUCAAUGUCACUCUCUUUCCCAUUUGAGUGGUACAAGAGUUCACUGGAUCACGCAGUGAAACUGGCCGGGGUAUUUCUGACUCAAAGGAUCUCCUUGAUCUAGUUCACCUUGCAUCUUCAAAGACAAUGCUGCUGGUACACUGGAUGGUGUGGCCAUAGUGCUCCUGGAAUUUUAGCCACAUAUUUAUAGCAGGUGGACACACUAGGAACAAAAAACCCCACUUAAAUAGCAUUUAAAAAUACUGCAAAGUUGUUUUCAUAACUGUGUUAUGUGUGAGGAUUCAUAAUUCAGUUUCUAAAGCAGGAUAAGGCCAUUAAAAAAAUCAUAGUAAAGUCUGAUUUUACUCACGCCACACUUGAAAGUGUAUAACAGAUCUCUUGCUCAUGGGCAAAAACGUACUGCUCAAUACAUACAUCAGUGUGCCUUACGAUGAGUCAUUUCUCUUUUUUGUAUCUGUCUUUAGGGGAUUGGAAUUGUAUAGAAUGUGCUUUCCUGUUUACUUUCCGUUCAUCUUAUUUAUAAGUAUAGCUAACACCUUUGUGAUGGCUGUUAAAAAUAUUUUUCAUGUUUGUUUACAUCCCUGCUUUUUGGCAGACAGAGGUGUUCAUGAAACCCAUGUAUUUCACCCUCUGUAUUACAAAAAACCAACAAACACAGUUUAUCAACUAAAAAAAAAAAGAAAAAAAAAAGAAUGCCAGGCCUUCACAAAGGUAAAAAGCAACAUCACACUAAAGCAUAAGGUUGCUUGUCAUGUAUAUCUUUAGCAAGCUAUAAAAAAUAUGUUGUUUUUAGUUUCAGAACAAUACCAGACUGGAAAUUAGUUCAUGGCCCAGCUCCUUCUUUUAGACAUUUGCAAUGCUACUGAAUUCCAUGGAUAUAACUGUAAACCAACUUUGUAUUGUCUACAUGCAAAAUUGAAUUGAUACACUUAAUGCAAUAAGAUUGUUUUCAGAAAAGCAUCACAAAAUUACAGGUAAUAGCAAUUUGUAUUUCUCUGCUCUCUCCUGGUUAUAUGUACACCAUAACAAAUAAAAAAUUAAUGUAAAAAAUAAAGAUUUAUAUUGUGAACCCUUACCUCUGUG